AUGCAUCAUCUACUUUCAUCAACUCCUCCAUUAAACACAUGCAUACAUCUCAUCCAUUCUCGCUUCAUUAACUCCAACGUGAAAACAAUCAACACACAUUCCGUUCAACAGUUCUCUCAUUUCAUUCAUGUUCUCACACGUCAAUGCGACACAUUCACCAUUCCAAUAGCUCAGCAUAACAAUGCCAAUUCUACACCACACUCUCAUACACUCCAACUCCACACAGUAGAUAUUCAUUCGGAAUACUCAACAAAACUCAAUCUCCACUAU
Messenger RNA from Schistosoma intercalatum, 270 nucleotides. The record is from the annotation of a GenBank genome assembly. NCBI's taxonomy places the organism in Eukaryota, Metazoa, Platyhelminthes, Trematoda, Strigeidida, Schistosomatidae.